Messenger RNA from Cantharellus anzutake, 778 nucleotides. RefSeq lists its product as uncharacterized. The coding region runs from base 222 to 614 and encodes 130 amino acids. The transcript has 4 exons. The record is from RefSeq and is a predicted model, not a curated record. Lineage: Eukaryota; Fungi; Basidiomycota; Agaricomycetes; Cantharellales; Hydnaceae.
AAUUUCAAAACUAACUACAUAUAUAUGCAUGGUCCCAUCGAAUGAGCACUAAUACUUAGCGCUUGAUGGUGUGGUGUGAGAGCCGACGAUGCCAAACGAUCUAGAUUAUUUUUCACUUUGCAAACAUCAAAUUGGUUGGAUCGCGCGUGGCUUAUAUAACUGAUCGGGUCUUUCUCAUUAGUCCUCCAAGCAUAUUCGUUCAAGACUAAGUGAAAGUCAAAAUGCGAUUCUGGAGUGCCUUUGCUUCAAUCGCGAUACUUCCCAUUGUCGCGGCUGAUUUCUUGACUGCCGGGGUCAGUUGCGACGUUCAUAAGAUGUAUCCGGAACAGAGUUGGGCUUUGUACCCUUCGACGAUAAAGGCUUGCGAAGAUAUAUUGGACCACUGGACUAUGAAUGUUACUCUGGAUAAACACAGGGGACUGAUAAACGGCUCGUUGUGCGGCACUGAUAUUUCGGUGGAUACGCUCCGGAACCGGUACUAUAUCCCCUUGACGAGGCUCACUGCAACGUGUAUCCAAGGUACUGGAGGCACGACAUGCAACCGUUCGUCGGACGGCGCAUCGUGCUCAUAUGCGAAUGGGCUGCUUUGCAACGCUUGGCCCAUGUGUGAUUAGUACCUCGAUCUGGUGGAGCAGGCAGCGUACGACCUAUGUAGAAUAUUUUAACGAAGCUGGAAUCCUGUCGAGUAGAAAUUACAGUGUGCGUGAAUGCAUCUACAUCCAGAAGCCGCGCCAACAGAUAAAGGUAAUCUAGACAAUAAACCCGCCGACUACUGAAG